Andrographis paniculata is the source of this 4970-nucleotide messenger RNA. RefSeq lists its product as uncharacterized. The transcript is spliced from 3 exons. The record is from RefSeq and is a predicted model, not a curated record. The coding region runs from base 182 to 4084 and encodes 1300 amino acids. NCBI's taxonomy places the organism in Eukaryota, Viridiplantae, Streptophyta, Magnoliopsida, Lamiales, Acanthaceae. Gene Ontology annotation, cellular component: membrane.
UUCACUUGCUGUUUAUCAGGUGUGUGUGUGAGUGUGUGUUCUGUAUCAGCGUCUGUAUAUCGUCUAUAUAUAUAUAUAUCUAUAGGGCAGAAAUCCAAAACCCUCAGAAAAAUCCUCAAAUCCCAGAAGGGGAAAAGUUGAAUAUGCUUUAGAUGGUUGGUUGUUUUUCUCUAUUUCAAAAAUGGUUUUGCAAACCCUACUGGUCAAAGCUCGGGAACAGCAGCUCCGUCCCAUGUUGUUCUACCUCCGGGGGAUUCUUUGCUCUGUCAAGGAUUUUAACUUUGUGGUGAUUCUGUUGUCUGCACUUUUGAUUCUUGUGACGUGCAAGGAAUGCUCGGUUCAAAAUCAGCUGGAAACCGAGGCGUGCAGGUCCAAUGUGGACAAUUUUACUGACUCUUCGAAUGCUUUUGAUGCUAAUGCUGGCUCUGAAUUGGUGUCAAGAUAUUCUGUUGAGCAGAAUAGUAUUGAAAAUGUAUGCCCUCUUCAGAAUUCAUUUUGUUUUGCUUCAACAUUAACUGGGAUUUCAGCAAAUGGAAGUGAUGCUGAAGAUGGUUAUGGAGUUCAGUCAGAAGGUUUUCUAAGGCAGAUGAGAAGUAAUGUGAGCUGGUUGUCGGACGAAGUUAUCUUCAAGCUCAUUGGUGGAAGGAGUAUUUCGUGUUCUUUCUCUGUGCAAGGUGAAUUUCCUGAAUUUCUGCCUAGUGACAGGAAUGCCGGGAGGAACUAUAAAACCGAUGUUUCUUCUUGCAGAAGCCCAAUGAUUAACAAAAAGGCUCACUACACAAGGCCGGUAGAGAAUUCUGAGACAGCAAAAUCUGGCUUUUUGGAUGGCCUGUCCGAACCACCUGUGGAAGUAAAACCAACUUUGCUUGAUUGGGGGCAUAAGAAUAUCUUUCAACCUUCCUUAGCUUUCUUGACAUUGAAGAAUAGACAUGCCGACAGUGUUUUGAGCGUCUAUGAUCUUUACAGUAGCAACCCACAGUUUUACCCGUGCAAUUUAAGUGAAAUUCUGUUGGCUCCCGGUGAUGCUGUGUCAAUGUGCUUUGUUUUUUACCCCAUUCAUCUUGGAUUGUCUCAGGCUCAACUAGUUUUACAGACGAGUUUUGGUGGAUUUUUGAUUCAGGCUAAAGGCUACGCUGUUGAGUCACCUUAUCUUGUGAAAGCUCUAAGUGGCAUCGAUAUUUCUUCCAAUGGAAGGUGGAGACAGAAUUUGUCUUUGUUUAAUCCUUUUGAUGAAGUCCUUUAUGUCGAUGAAGCAACUGCCUGGAUAUCCACUUCCUCAGGGAAUGCAUCUAUAUCUUCGUCGGUUUGCUGCAUUCACGGAUUGGAAGAUUCUGGUGACUACAGUGUCUUAAGUGCUAAAGACUGGUUGGCUGUUCAAAGUGGACUUGGUCGACCCCUUGUUGCAAUGAGACUGCCUAAUGAUUGGGAGAUCGAUCCUCAGAAAACAGAGACCAUCAUUGAGUUAGAUAUAUCCAACCAUUUUCAAGGGAAGAUUGUUGCUGCUUUCUGUCUAAAGUUGCUCCGAUCAUCGGAUGAUGAAGCAGACACUGUGAUGAUUCCAUUAGAGGCAGAAUUAGGCCUAAACACUGCUUAUACAGGCCGUAUUUCGUCAUCCCUGGAAGCUUUAGUUCCGUGCAAUACAAGUGGGUUGAUUGCUGUAGGUCUUUCUAUCAGAAAUGAUGCUCCGUAUUUGGUCAGAUUUAUCAAGAUCGCUGAAGUAGGGGAAGGUGUAGAAAAUUUUCAUAUUAAGUCCGUAGAAGGACUUGUUCUUUUUCCUAAUACCACCACAAAGGUUGCUAUUGUUAGUUAUGCUCAUAAGAGAACUCUUGAAAUGGGAAUGAACUGCAGAUUAUGUGUACUGAUAAACGACACAAGAAAUUCUCUGAUCGAAAUCCCUUGCAGUGAUGUAAUCAGUAUUUGCCCUGGAAGGCAAUUAGAUUCCUCUGUUGGAAAUGCAGAAGGGACCGAUGUUGUUGAUUAUAUAAAUGGGGGAGAGAGAAUUUUCGGUGGCAGAAAACAGCUGUCAUCUGGGGUUAAGGCAAUGAGCGCAAGGGAAGCCGACGAAUUGGUACUCAGAAACUGGAAAUCCCAUGCCACUGCAAGUUUCAUAUCUGUUCUUUAUGAGAACGAGCUACUAUUUCCGAUGGUUUUGGUUGGGAACUACUGUUCUCAGUGGAUAGCCGUUAGAAACCCGAGUAAAGAACCUGUUGUAAUGCAGAUUAUUUUGAAUUCCGGGGAAGUCAUUGAUAAGUGCAAGACACCCGAGGAGCCUUCACAACCCUCAUCAUCCAAGAUUUUGGGUGGAGAAAAAUCAGUUGGCCCAACGAGCUAUGGUUUCUCGAUUGCAAACAAUGCUGUGACAGAAACUGUUAUUCAUCCAUACGGCACUGCAAAUCUUGGCCCGAUCCUUUUCCAUCCUUCCCAUAGAUGUGAGUGGCGAAGCUCGGUCUUAAUUAGGAACAAUCUCUCUGGUGUAGAAUGGUUAUCUCUGCAAGGAUCUGGAGGCACAAUUUCCUUAGCAUUGCUCGAGGAAAAUGAUCCUGUGCAUAGUCUAGAUUUUAAGUUAAAUUUGUCGACUUGGGCGAAUUUUUCUUCUCCAGAUGCAUUACAAUCUGUAGGAGGUAAAUCUCACUCAUGUCGCCAGCCCUUGAAAAAGGAAGCUUAUGCCAAGAACAUGGGAGACCUUCCGCUAGAGGUCAUAAAAAUGGGAGUUUCGGGGGCAGAAUGUGGGUUGGAUGGUUUCACGAUACAGGAUUGUAAAGGCUUUUUACUUCUGCCGGGAGAAUCCACAAGGCUUCGAAUUUCAUAUCAGAGCGACUUCUCGGCGGCCACUAUGUACAGAGACCUUGAGCUAGUUUUGGCAUCCGGCGUCGUCGUGAUACCUAUGAAAGCGAGUAUACCGUUGUGCUUUCUUAACUUCUGCAAGAAAACAAUGUUCUGGAUCCGGCUGAAGAAAGCUAUGCUCGUAAUGCUUUUUGCGGCUUUGUUGCUGGUCUUCCUGCUGUUUACCCAAGCACCGGUUAUUUCUUCUCAAGAACUUAAAGACGGCAAGAACCAUUCUCCUGUGAUUCGCUCCUUGAAUUCUUUAUACGUGCGUUUGAAUCUGAAGAACAGUGGCGUGGAUGAGUUCCUGAGAUCGGAUGCUCCUGGUGCAGCUUUGCUAAUGGAACCUGCCACAUGUUCCGAAGAUGUUGCCCCUGUUCAAGGACAUGUAAAUUCGAAAGCAGCAGGUAAAAAACAAACUAAAUCUUCGGUAGAUAUUGAGCCCGAAUCAAACCUGGCGACCAUGCUGUCAAGACCUUCAUCAACCGAAAACCUUGAUAAGCAAGACACAUCCGAUUCACGGAAUCUGAGAGUUAGAAUCGGAAAGGAGAAAGGACGUAGACGUAGGAAGAAAAAGAAUUCCGGUACAGGCGUGUUACCCUUUGAAGUUUCGAGCAGUCACAGCAGCAACUCCACCCCAUCCUCACCUUUGUCGCCUGUUGCAUCUGCAACACCACGACGACCCCCGCCGGCAUCUCCUGCUGCUGUAGAGCAGCAACCUAUGGAACCCAGAAACAUAUUUUCCCAGAAAUCUGAUAGUGCUAGAUGCACCGAGAGUUCUCGGAUGGAUAAUGUCGUGGUUGAGGUUCCCUCGAGACAUGGAAACAGAAAUCAUAGUGCUUGUGUGGAAGACAAUCGUAGGUUGACGGGGAAUGUGGCUGCCAUCCCUGUUCUCACACCUUCUGCUACCUUUCCUAGUGCUGGUAGGGCCGUACCACCCAAGGUGACGAGUAAUUCUCAAUUAUCGGUUUCUACAUCCGCCAUUGAUCUGCAUUCCCGAGCCCCGGGGACUAAGCUCCAUAACAGAAAGACCAGUGGCCCUGAGGAGAAGAUGACUUCCGAGCAGAAAUAUACUUAUGACAUAUGGGGUGAUCAUCUUUUCGGAUUCCCUUCGACUUACCAGCCAAACAAGUUAUCAUCUGGAAUAUCCUUGUCUGCCGGUGAGAACAAUUCUGAGAGCUUCUUUGUAAGGGGCCCCCAAGCCCUCAUGAAAAACCCUAUGCUGCAACCUGCAAAUUCCGAUUUGGAGGGUAAUGAAUAAUUAAGUUCUAUAUAAAUCGUUCUCCUGCAUCUCUACUGUCUCUUAUUUUGGCUUCGCUGUUUAUAAUCUUGCCUGAAAAUUGUGACAACGUAGCGAACAUGAAAUGGCGUAAAACUCACUUGUCGUAAACACUAGGGGUGCUUUGUAGUUUAUGGGAUUCAUUCAACAGCAUGUGCUCUAGGACCACUAAUUGGGAUGAAUUCGGGUGUAAUAUGACGAUCAUACUUGGUAGUCGAAGCUAUUUAGAUCAUUGUAGGUAACUUUAAAAUUUUGAUUUAUUUGUUUUGAUAUUGAUUGAAGUAAUCUGUUUUCUUAUAUCUUCUGUUCUCAACACAUAUAAAAAAUCGAAUAAAGGUCAUACGGAAAAGAUUAUCGUAUCCAUGUGUAGUUCAGUUCAGUUCUGUCGUUGGUAAUGUAUUGCAAGAUUCUUGGAUUCUGAAUGUUUAGAUGUUAUUAUUAUCUUGUUCCACAUUCAUCUGGUUGGAAAAAGCAGAGGAUUCGGAUUGGGGAAGUCUCCCGGACUUAUGAUGCAAGAAUGGUUUUAGAAACAUGUAUAUUACCGAAAGAAGAUUGAACUGUUUUUCGAUGGCUGAUUGUUAGGAGUUUGGAAUGGCGACGUAAACGUGGAGUUUCUGAUUCAGGUGAAUUACAUUCGUCGUUUCGUUUCAUCUUUGAUGUAUUAUGGUUGAGAUGUUUUCAUAUAGCAGCGAAUGAGAGAGAUCUACAUCUCCUCAGUUUCUCAAUAUGUUUUGUUUUGCGUCAUCUUUUUGAGAAAUGGUUGAAGUUCAUUUUGAUGUUUGUGUGUUCUUGAAUCUUGUUUUGCUGUGCCUGUAAUGCAAAUGCAAAUGCAAUGUUGUUGAUGAUCGUAUGUUAUCUGUUCUCUGUU